Molecule: messenger RNA, 1818 nt
Organism: Aureobasidium pullulans EXF-150
Lineage: Eukaryota; Fungi; Ascomycota; Dothideomycetes; Dothideales; Saccotheciaceae
Product: alcohol oxidase
Exons: 3
Coding region: 1-1818 (605 amino acids)
Biological process (GO): secondary metabolite biosynthetic process
Molecular function (GO): flavin adenine dinucleotide binding; oxidoreductase activity, acting on CH-OH group of donors
Source: RefSeq, a predicted model, not a curated record
AUGUUAACGGCACCUGCCCAGAGUUUAGGUUCAAAGCUGACUGGUUCUUCGUUCGGCUUGCCUGGCGCCAACGCUACAUACGACUAUGUGAUUGUCGGUGGUGGACUUGCUGGCUCAGUGAUUGCCACUCGUCUUUCUGAGCAGUUGCCCAAUCAGACCAUUGCAGUCAUUGAGGCCGGAUCUUUCGCCGAGCUUUCAAACACAAACUGGAGUCAAAUACCUUACUACUCUGAGCAGUUUGCGGGAGCAGAUGUCGAUGAUUGGCAGCCUUUGAUUGAUUGGGGUCUGGCAACGUUACCACAGGCUGGUGGAAAUGGUAGAAGAUAUCACUACGCACAAGGAAAAUGUCUUGGUGGCAGUUCGGAGCGGAACCAAAUGAUUUAUCAUAGAUCCACCGCUGGUUCUUACAAAGCAUUUGCCGACCAUGUAGGCGACGAUGCCUAUCUUUUCGAGAACAUGGAUCCCUUCUUCAAGCGAUCAUAUCACUUCAACCUCCCCAACGACGAAGUCAGACCUGAAAAUGCCACAGUGAACUACACUCUGACGGGCUACGACAUCCCUGGAAGCGGUGUUGAGCUUUCAUACGGCAACUACGCAAAUGCUAUCUCCUCGUACGGACCUGCAGCGUUCGAAUCUCUCGGCUUCGAGGCAAACCACGACUUUAAUUCUGGUAAUCUGACUGGAUAUGGUUAUUUCCCUAGCACGAUUGAUCCUGUUACUGGCUUGAGAAGCUCCGCAGAGAGCGGACUUUUGUCUCCUGCUAUCGCGAAGUCUCCCCUUCUGACCAUCUACCAAUCAUGUAUGGCACGCAACAUUUUGUUCGACGGUCAGAAGCGUGCUACUGGCGUAAAUGUCACGGUAGACGGUAUCAAGCCUUUCACUCUUACCGCACGCAAGGAAGUCAUUCUCUCGGCUGGUGCAUACCACUCGCCCCAGCUUUUGAUGGUAUCAGGCGUUGGGCCUCGCUCUACCCUGGAACAGUUCAACAUACCUGUGAUCUCUGCCCUUGAAGGCGUUGGCCAGAACAGCUGGGACACUGCCAACCUCGGCGGUCCCUCGUUCAACAUCUCCACCGUAUCAUCGAGCCGCAUCGCUGAACCUGGCCCUGCUUUGGACGAGGCAAUGACGCAACUCCUUGCAAACGGAUCAGGCCCUCUGAGCAACAUCGGUGAAGACUUCUGGGGCUGGGAAAAGAUCCCUAGCGAGCUCCGCACAAACUUCUCCCAAUCAACAAAGGACGCCUUUGCCGCAUUCCCUGCUGACUGGCCCGAGUUCGAAUUUGUCAUUUCAAACACUGGUACUUCGCUCUCUAGCUCAGGCUCAGGUUCUCAUGAUGUUGGUGCUCUCGCUGUCUUGAUGACUGCAUCUACCAGCCGUGGCAACAUGACCAUCCAAAGCGCUAGCAACGAUGUCGCUCCCAUCAUUUCGCCCAACUGGAUCACGACCAAGGAGGACCAAGAAUUGGCCGUCGCUGGCUUCCGUCGCGGACGUCAAAUCGCUCAAGCCCUAGGCGCCUAUCAAGGCGAAGUGUCCCCAGGACCUUCCGUCCAAACCGACGCAGAGAUCUUGAAGUGGAUUCAGGAGGAAGGCUUGGCCGCUAUUCACCACUGCUCUGCUCUUUGCGCCAUGGGUAGAUCGAACAACACUAUGGCAGUUGUCGAUUCUAAAGCUAGAGUCUAUGGUGUCACUGGAUUGAGAGUCAUUGACUCUUCCAGUCUGCCAUUCACUCCUCCUGGUCAUACUCAGGGUACCACUUAUGCUCAUGCUGAGAAGCUUGUGCAGGAUGUUAUCAAUGCUGCUAAGGGUAUUUUAGCAUAG